Pseudophryne corroboree (corroboree frog) is the source of this 2117-nucleotide messenger RNA. RefSeq names its product bestrophin 4 (gene BEST4). Gene Ontology annotation, molecular function: chloride channel activity. The record is from RefSeq and is a predicted model, not a curated record. Lineage: Eukaryota; Metazoa; Chordata; Amphibia; Anura; Myobatrachidae. The transcript has 8 exons. The coding region runs from base 1 to 1521 and encodes 506 amino acids.
AUGACUGUAUCCUAUACCCUGAAAGUGGCCAAUGCCAGGUUUGGGGGGUUCUCCAAGCUGCUGUUCCGCUGGAAGGGAAGUAUCUACAAACUACUGUACAAGGAGUUUCUGGUCUUCAUCUCAUUUUAUACCUUGCUGAGUGUUAUAUACAGGUGUGUCCUGAAAGGAGAUCAGAGGCUGCUGUUUGAGAAAGUGGCCAAAUACUGCAACACAUACACCGAGCUGAUCCCCAUUUCUUUUGUUCUGGGAUUCUACGUCACACUCAUUGUCAACCGUUGGUGGGCCCAGUACACCAGCAUCCCCCUGCCUGACCAGCUGAUGUGCGUGGUGUCCAGCAACGUCCAUGGUGGAGAUGAAAGAGGACGUUUGCUCCGACGCACCCUGAUCCGAUACGCUAAUCUGUCAUCCGUGUUCAUCCUGAGGUCUGUCAGCACCCGGGUGCUCAAGAGAUUCCCAACUAUGGAACAUAUAGUGGAAGCAGGUUUCAUGACCCGUGAAGAGCUGAAGAAAUAUGAGAGUUUAGCAUCUGACUUCAACAAGUACUGGAUCCCCUGCGUCUGGUUUACUAACCUGGUGUCUCAGGCCCGGAGAGAUGGGCGAGUCAGGGAUGACAUUGCCACCAAACUCCUCAUAGAUGAGCUGAAUAAAUAUCGUGCGAAGUGCAGUUUGUUAUUCCACUAUGAUUGGAUCAGUGUCCCGCUGGUGUACACACAGGUGGUGACAAUCGCGGUGUAUUCAUUCUUUGCCUCCUGCAUCAUUGGGCGCCAGUUUGUGGAUGAUAAGGAUAAGGAGGACCUGGAUAUGUACGUUCCGAUUUUCACUUUGCUACAGUUCUUCUUCUAUUCCGGUUGGCUGAAGGUGGCUGAACAGCUCAUUAAUCCCUUUGGAGAAGAUGAUGAUGACUUUGAAACCAACAGACUGAUUGAUAGGAAUCUGCAAGUAUCUUUCUUAUCUGUGGAUGACAUGUACCAAAACCUGCCACCUAUGGUAAAAGACAAAUACUGGGACGAGCAGAGUGCACUACCUCCCUAUACCGUGGCCACAGCAUCCGAAACCCUGAAACCCUCCUUCAUGGGAUCCACCUUCGACAUGCGUAUUGUUGGGGACUCGGAGCAGAGUCAGCAAGUGUCAGCCACUCCCAACCUCCCUCGAGCUCGCACUCCAAUGCUCAGCCGCUUUCUGUCCUCCGCCGCUUCCCCUGCAAUGAGCAUGAAAAACUUCAUGGGCCGGGGCACACGGAACCACCUUGUCCGCUUCAGAGGGGACGGGUUCCCGUCUCCCAGCCCAAAUGCCCGUUACAGCGAUCUUGAUCCAGACGGGCGCAUUGAUGAAGAAGAGAACACAGAAGAUGAGAGUAGGGCCAGUGAGCCACCAACCCCUCAAGUUAUGCCCAGGGUUCCGCGUAGGCUGGAGGCCUCCGAGAAGCAGAAGAAGAUGGAGCAGCCCAAGAUCCCCCUUGUUCUAAUCACCGUUGAUGAACCUUCUGACGAGGACUUGGAUCCAGACCAGACCGAGGGGUAACGAGAGAUGUCUACAGUAGUCAUCAAGAGAUAGGAAACCUGUGGCUCUCCUGGAAACAAACUGUGCAGCUGUAUACUAUCUUUAUUGAAUUGUUGCCUUAUUAUUACUGACACUGGUAAAACUCCCCUUCCAGGGAGCUGUAAGUAGCUUAAUGUUAUGUAACCAGAGAUUGCCCUUGGCGUACCUGGGUAUGUGUUAAUGAUCCAACUAGAUAUCUGUAGCCAUUUGUAGACUGGUGACACUUCUUCAGGAUAUCUUAGUGCUACUCGUGUUUUUAUCCUGAUGUGUUCUCGGGUCUACUACAUUAUGCCGGCACUUGGGAUACCAGCGUCGAGAUCCUGACCGCCAGCAUGCAGGCAAUGGGGUGAGUACAAAAGAGCCCCUUGUAGGCUCGCUGCACUCUCCACGCUGUGGGCAUGAUGGCGUGCUACGCUAUUCUCCCUCCAGGGGUGUCGUGGACACCCCAAGAGAGAGAGAAUAGUUGUCGGUUUGCUGAGCGCCGGGAUCCCGACAGCCAGCAUAUCAAAUGCCUCCCGUAUUCUCUUGUGGCCUUCUUGUUAUAUUUUUGCUAAUAAAGCACUGACUAUUUGUUAUAA